Cylas formicarius (sweet potato weevil) is the source of this 518-nucleotide messenger RNA. RefSeq lists its product as uncharacterized. The record is from RefSeq and is a predicted model, not a curated record. Bases 27 to 479 code for a protein of 150 amino acids. The transcript has 2 exons. NCBI's taxonomy places the organism in Eukaryota, Metazoa, Arthropoda, Insecta, Coleoptera, Brentidae.
GCCGAAGACGCCAGUCUAGUUUAGAAAUGGCGUCUCCGAAGCUUGCUGUCGCUGUCGCGACGCUUUGCGUCGUCCUCGCCUAUCCCGUCGCCUCCGCCGAAAGUUACGCGUGCGCGUGGUGCGACUCCUACCUGGAGAAGAACACCGCGUGCUCGCAAUUCGAGGAAGUCGACCCGGACCUGGUGCACAACGUCACCUGCGCCGAGGGGUGUUACUCGUACGCGUUCCACUACGAAGCGACCGAGUCGCACCACGUGAACGUAACGGUAAAAGGGUGUGGCACCUUCUCCUGCGACGACGUCGCCGCCUACAUCGCCCAGAAUACGUCGUACCCCAACUCGACCGUGUUGGGUUGCUACACCUGCGAGGGCGACAUGUGCAACCUCGUAUCUGACGACGACAGCGGCGGCAACGUCGCGACCCUACCCGCCUGCGCCCUCCUCGGCGCCGCCCUCGCGGCCGUCGUCUUCGCGAGGUAACGCGCGCCACCACGUACGAAUAAAUAGAUAGAACGAUUC